GCCGCGUAGUGUCAAUUCCUGUGCUGUGUUCAGAACAACAUGAUUUGGAGUGGAAAAUGGCGAUGGCAAUUCUCACUGCUAGGCCUAACUCACAUAUUUUUGAAGAGAGAAAAGUUUUGCUAACAGAAACAGCUAAAGUCGGACGUUCUGUAGCAAAAAAUAGACCAGCUCCAAACAACUGUAUCUUCGACUGUAAGGUUCUUUCGAGAAACCAUGCUAUCCUUUGGUUCCAAGAUGGAAAGUUUUUCCUUCAAGACACCAAAAGUAGUAAUGGGACUUAUGUAAAUAAUGUACGGCUAAGCAAGGGGUCUGAGGAAAGUGAACCAAGGGAGCUGAGAUCUGGGGAUAUAGUCCAAUUUGGAGUCGAUGUUGUAGAGAAUUCAAAAAAAGUUACUCAUGGCUGUAUCAUUGCAAACGUUACUUUGUUUCUUCCUGAUGGACAAGAAGCAAUAAGAAGCAGUUCAACUAAGGGAUCAUCAGUUAGUGAAGGAGGCCUGCAGGUACAAGAACUAUGGCAACUCUCGCAAUAUUUACAAGAUGCAUUGUACAGAGAAGAAAUGCUGGAAACAAAGCUAGCGGCACUACAGAGGCUAAUUGGCAACUCCCAGAUUAUUCUGGAUGAAAAUGCACAGAAAUUUGCUCAAGAAGACAAGCUUCUCUCUAGAUUGGAGACUUUAGAAAGUCAAGUAGAAGCACUUACUAGGAAUUUAAGUGAGGAAGACAUCAAAAGGCAGUUACUCAACCUACAAGAAGACAGACAUACAUAUGAGAUGAGGGCAAAGGAAUCCUUGAAGCGAAUCUUGCAAGAGAAACUUGAAGCUGUGCAGAAACUAGCAGAAGCAGAGCGCACCUGUAGUAAUACAGAAGAUGAAUGUCUUCACUUCAAGAGUUUGUAUGAGAGGUCCCAAGAGGAAAUGAGGGAUCUUAGUAACAGGCAUUCUGAGAGGUUAAAGGAGAUGAAAACAUUACAACAACAGGUUGAAGAGGCAGAGAGCCGUCAUGCAGCAGCUGAUGAGAAGAACUGGGAUGAAAUCAUUGCUUUCUACAUCAGUAAUGCAUCUCAGGAGAGAAGUGACAUUGAAAGCAGGCUUGAGGAUGCACGCUGUCAGGAGGCCAUGCUUGCAGCAAGGGCUGAAUCUUUACAAGCCGAAUGUGAUUUUACCAAGCAACAACUCUCCGCUAUGAAAGCCCAUUUGGCCAAGACAAGGGAACACGCCACGAACCCAGCAAAAAGUCAGUCGGACACAACUAUGUUAAACAACACAGAUGGGGAUGAAGUCCGUGAGGUCUCGUCUGACAUCUCUGCCGUCAGGGUGCCGCAUCUCGCCAGUGAACCGUUGCUGUCACCGUGUAACACCAUCGAUCAAGUGCCCUCCAACCCUGCGCCUAUAGCUAGCCAGCCAGAGCUAUUCCACGCUAACGGUGAGAUUGAAGAUAGACCUGAAGUUGAUUUUAGCAGCACAGAUGACGUCAAGCUUUUACAAGCCAACCUUGUUAAACUCGAAGACGAUGUGGUGCAUAAGGAAAGGUUACUCUCGUCACUUGAAGUUAAACUCCAACAGACGAGGAAUUCACUUGUGGAAUCACAAGAAGAAGUCUGUUCAUUGAAAGAUAUUUUGUCAUCAACCGAGCACCAAUUACAAGAAGACAAAACAAAGAUUAGAGAAUUAGAAGAACAAGUCAUGGAAUAUUACUUGAAAUCUAUCGAUCAGCUCGCAGGGGAUGAUAGUGCCACUGAAGAAGUUGAUGGCGAAGAGUCUGUAAAACCUAGAACACAAAGUUUCCAUGAUAGAUUCCAAGAACUAUUCGAUAAAAUUUUCCACGUUAAAGCUCUUGUAAAAGAAAGAAGAAACUUACUACUGCAAUGGGCUGAGUCGGACGAAGACAGACAACACGUAGUCGCAGAACUCAUGGCUAACUCUGAAAGCCAGUCACAUGACGAGACGAUACUUGAACGUGAAGGGAGCAAGGAAGCGGAGGUCUUUAUGUCAAAUGGAUUAAAAAACCUCAAAGAUAUUGAAGAUUAUGUAGCAGAUAUUGAAAAAUUAAUCGACUCCGAGCAUGAAGGGGGUCUUCAGCUUAAAGAGGAGUUACGAAAUGCACAGGCGUACACCAAAGAGUUCAAGCAACAAGUCUUAGAUUUACGAGACAAAAUUCUCGAAGAACAGGAACAGUCGCGCAAAAAGGAGGAAUAUGCCGCAAACUUGAAACGUCAAGUUGGCGAGCUGACCCAUGAGCGAGAUCUUCUCAAAGUUGAGAGAACUGGUGAUCUUCAUUCAGUGGUAUCAGCGCAAAGUUCUGCCCGGGAGAUGCAGAGACAAGCGGCUAAGAGUGCAGAGGAGGCGGGCAAGUAUAAAGUCGAGCUGAGUGCCCUUGGGGAGGAUAAUACCACGUUGAGACAGAGAAUACAAACCCUCGAAAGCGAGUUAAAAAGAUACCGGCGAGAAAAUAACCGUUUGUCCGUGGACCACACAAAUCUACAGAUGUCCCUUAAGAAACUGGAGGAUGAAAAUCGCGAAGAGCACGAUAGACAUGUUAAACAGAAGCUUUCCUUGGAAGGUAAAGUGGAGCACGAAGCCAAAGCGAGGAGGGACUCCACAGAUAAGGCCAUCGAGUUAGAGGAUCGUCUUUGGCUCGCGGAGAAGGCACUGAAGGAGAAGGAAGAGGAGUCAACGCGCACAAUUACCCAAGCACAACAGAGCAUCACCCAGCUGAGGAAUAUGCUGGUCUCCGUCCUGAUCGCUGUUCUCGCUAUGACUCUUGCAUACGCGUUGGGUUUAAUCUCGAUCUCUGCUGGUGGGAAAAAGUCUGCAUCCAACUCUCCUUCCUAACGUCUUUAGUCGCACGGCCUUCUUAACGUACUUAUGGUACUUGCAUGCUUCGUGACAAUAUAUUUACUACUAUCAUUCCUCUGGGCCUAAUUACACGUUUUUAAAAUAUGAAGUAUGGUUGUUUUGUUGGAUGCGUCAUUUUGUCGGCGUGGCGUCCAUGGUGUGUGUUAUUUUUGUAGGUGUUUCUUCUGCUUGGAAUCCUUGCUUUGUGUAAUACUUGCAUUUUCAGUUAAAUAAUUUUUCUACUUUGAAUAAAUGUAUUGAAACUAUA
This is a messenger RNA of Nematostella vectensis (starlet sea anemone), 3102 nucleotides long. RefSeq names its product sarcolemmal membrane-associated protein. Gene Ontology annotation, molecular function: protein binding. NCBI's taxonomy places the organism in Eukaryota, Metazoa, Cnidaria, Anthozoa, Actiniaria, Edwardsiidae. The transcript is spliced from 34 exons. Bases 57 to 2831 code for a protein of 924 amino acids. The record is from RefSeq and is a predicted model, not a curated record.